GGAGCGGAGUCAAUCAGAGAAAUCGGACUCUCUUCAAACUUUGACGCAGACAGGAGCCGAACCAGCUUUCCAACAGGUAUCGGUAUGGAAUACGUUGAAAAGAUCUUUGAAGUGGCAAGGAUUAUUAACUCUCUCUGCAAUGAGGUGAAAAUGAAUCACAAGCGAUGCGACCGUUUAAAGAAACGAAUUGAAUCUCUCUUAGAAGUUGUAAAGGCUAUUCAAAGGGAGGAACUGGAUGAUGGAUUAACAAAGCUUCUGAAGGAGAUGAUGGAAAUUCUAGAGAGCGCAAGAGAUUGUAUCAAGUCUUUCACCAACAAGCAUCGUUUUUCAAAAGUCUUCAAGGCCUUUGAGAUCAGGGAGGAGUUUAAUCAUCUGAAUGAAAGACUGAAUGAUGCUGCAGUGGCCUUGGACCUCGCCUUACAUAGUGAACAAACAAAAAUGCUUCUGACUAUCUUUAAAGGAAACCAGAGGAAGAAGGAAGACAAGCAAGAUAUUGAGGAAGAUCAGAAAUUUCUAAACUUGCUUGAAAAGAAAUUAGAGGAAGCAUUGCAUUCAGUGGAGGAGAGAAUGCAGCAGGCUGUGGAGACUUUGCAUGAUGACCUGGGAGAAGUUAAAAUGAAUCUGAAAGAUAUCCAACGUAUAAUGGAGGCCUACCAAUCGAAAACUUCUGUUCACCCAGUGCAGGGAAUUCUGGAAUUAAACCCAGAGAGCAUUGAAAUAGAGAGCAAGCCCUUUCUGAAAACUAACAAUUACAGAUAUUACAAAGGAACGUUGCACAAAUUUCCAGUAGCCAUUAAACGUUUUGUUAAUGCUGGAUCAUCCAAUGUGGAGAAAAUACGCAAUGUUUUUCACAAAGAGGCUGAGACCAUGAAGCACUUUGAAUCCCCAAAUAUCGUGCGAAUUUAUGGAAUCUGCAUUGAUCAAAGGGGUGCCACCCCUGAGUUCCUGAUUGUGAUGGAGUAUUGUGAGCUGGGGUGCCUGCGCAGCGUUCUGGAAGGCAAGUGGCAUCUCAGCUGGCAGAGUCGUGUUCACAUGGCACUGGAUGCUGCCAGUGGCUUGUACAGGUUGCACCAAUCAACUGAGAAGUUCAAACUUCACUGUUCUAUUGACAGCACCAGAUUCCUGGUUGACCACGGCCUCCGAGUGAAGCUGGGGGGCAUGGACUUAGCCAAGACGGAGACCUCCAUCCAACAAAUUGACACCUCAAGCCAGAAAUCCCAGUUGCUACCGUACAUCUCACCACAACAAAUGAGUGACAUCAAUUACAAGUAUGACAAACCCUGUGAGGUGUACAGUUUCGGGAUUGUUCUUUGGGAGAUUGCCAGCCGUAAAGCACCAUUCAAAGGUUUCAGCAAUCAAGAAAUCCAUAACAAAGUCUGCGAGAAACGAGUCCGUGAGCCUCUGCCAAGUGACUGUCCCAAAGACCUUUGUGAGCUGAUCGACGAAUGCCGUGCCUUUGACCCCUUUGAGCGUCCAAAAGCUGGAGCUAUCAUUGACAGGCUGAAGAAUAUCCUGAAGAGAAUUACUGAAGCCACUAAAGAAGCGAGGAAUUGACUCCUGCGGGGACUCGACACUUGCUCGGCAAGCUCCAGGCAAUUGCAUUUGCCCAGGCAUUCUACAUACUUCAUUUGUGCAACUUGAAUUUGGCUUUGUGCAACACUGAUUCAUUAAUGUCUGUGAGCUCUGCUUUCCCAGUCAUUAAAGAGGAAACAUCAAAAAUGAAGUGU
Mobula hypostoma (lesser devil ray) is the source of this 1727-nucleotide messenger RNA. RefSeq names its product mixed lineage kinase domain-like protein. NCBI's taxonomy places the organism in Eukaryota, Metazoa, Chordata, Chondrichthyes, Myliobatiformes, Myliobatidae. Gene Ontology annotation, biological process: cell surface receptor signaling pathway; protein phosphorylation. The transcript is spliced from 11 exons. Gene Ontology annotation, molecular function: protein kinase activity; ATP binding. Gene Ontology annotation, cellular component: cytoplasm. Bases 85 to 1554 code for a protein of 489 amino acids. The record is from RefSeq and is a predicted model, not a curated record.